Molecule: messenger RNA, 441 nt
Organism: Chrysochloris asiatica (Cape golden mole)
Lineage: Eukaryota; Metazoa; Chordata; Mammalia; Afrosoricida; Chrysochloridae
Product: epididymal secretory protein E3-beta-like
Exons: 1
Coding region: 1-441 (146 amino acids)
Source: RefSeq, a predicted model, not a curated record
AUGGCAUCUUAUCUAAAGGCUCUGGGCCCUGUCUUGGUCCUACUGUCCCCACUAUGGGGGCAGCUCAUUGAAGAUCAGAACCACUCCCGGAAGGAGUUCAUGAAACAGCACCACCUGAGUCCAGCCUUGGAAUUUAACCAGUACAAAUGUAAUAUCCUCAUGAAGAAAUUACAGUCUGUAAGGAACAAGGCCUCUCACAUUUUCCUCUAUGCUCCUUGGUACCAAAUUGAUAAUAUUUGUUUCAAUAAUUGGGUAGAACGACACAAAAAUGUAUAUAUAUGGGGACACCAAGCCUUCAAAGUACUCAAGUGUAGUCGGAAGAAUAAUAAAAGUAACUACAGAGAGACAAGGAGCUAUAGCCACAUUAAAUUUCACUGUGGUACAAAUGGAUUUGUGGAUCGUAUGCGAGAUAUGAAUGUGCUGCAGAUCAUCCCCACCUAG